AUGAAUGUUUGCUGUCGCCUUUUGAGUCGCAGUUUGCGGAGGAAUGUGGCAGGCACAUAUAGGUCAUAUUAUGGUGAAAGAAUUGCAACGAUCGGAACACCACCAGACAAGAAUUCGGACCAAUACAAGGAAAACUAUGUCCGCAUGAAAGAACUAGUUGCUGAGCUGAAAUCAAAUGUAGCUACAGUCACACAAGGAGGUGGGGAAAAGAGCAUCCAGCGUCAUGUAUCCCAGGGGAAGAUGCUGGUCAGGGAUCGCAUCAAUAAUCUCCUGGAUCCAGGCUCCCCAUUUCUGGAGUUGUCUCAACUGGCUGGCUACGAUCUAUAUGGUGAAGAGGAAGUGCCUGCCGGGGGAAUUAUCACCGGUAUUGGCAGGGUGUCUGGGGUUGACUGUAUGAUUGUAGCCAAUGAUGCAACGGUCAAAGCAGGCACUUACUAUCCAAUCACAAUCAAGAAGCAUCUACGAGCACAAGACAUCGCCAGAGAAAACAACCUGACCUGUGUGUAUUUAGUGGACUCAGGAGGAGCUAAUUUACCCCGGCAGGAUGAAGUCUUUCCAGACCGAGACAACUUUGGCCGCAUCUUCUACAAUCAAGCCAUCAUGUCUAGCAUGGGCAUACCUCAGAUCGCCGUUGUCAUGGGUAGCUGUACCGCUGGAGGUGCGUACGUACCAGCCAUGGCUGAUCAGAGCAUCAUUGUCAAGGAGCAGGGAACCAUCUUCCUUGCUGGGCCACCAUUGGUACGGGCAGCUACUGGUGAGGUGGUGUCUCCUGAAGAAUUGGGCGGAGCAGACCUCCAUUGUAGGACGUCGGGCGUGACAGACCACUUUGCAGAAGACGACAGUCAUGCGCUGUACCUCGCCAGGAGAACAGUGGCCAACCUUAACCGGAAGAAAACUACAAAUAUUCCAAUUCAGGAACCGCGAGACCCAGUUUACUCAGUUGAUGAGUUGUACGGCAUUGUGCAAAGCGACUUUAGCAAAGUGUAUGACAUCAGAGAGGUCAUCGCAAGGGUUGUGGACGGCAGUGUGUUUGAUGAGUUCAAGACGCUGUACGGAGACACGUUGAUAACAGGAUUUGCUCAUAUCCAUGGUUACCCAGUAGGUAUCCUUGGUAACAACGGGGUGCUGUAUUCAUCGUGUGCUUUAAAGGCUGCUCACUUCAUUCAACUAUGCUGCAAACGGAAAAUUCCCCUAAUAUUUCUACAGAACAUCACAGGUUUCAUGGUUGGCCGUGACGCUGAGGCGGGCGGUAUUGCCAAGAAUGGAGCCAAGAUGGUGAAUGCCGUAGCAUGCGCCAACGUUCCCAAGAUCACUGUCAUCGUAGGUGGGUCAUUUGGUGCCGGUAACUAUGGAAUGUGUGGACGGGCCUAUGGUCCACGAUUCCUGUAUAUGUGGCCCAACGCGCGGAUCUCCGUCAUGGGAGGCAAGCAGGCAGCGUUGGUACUGGCUCAGGUACAGAAAGCACAGAAACAACGAAUGGGACAAGAGUUCACUGCCGAGGAGGAAGAAGCCUUGAUGAAACCCAUCUUGGAGAAAUACGAACAGGAAGGAAGUCCUUACUAUUCCAGCGCUAGGUUAUGGGAUGAUGGAGUGAUAGAUCCUGCCGACACGCGCACCAUCCUUGCGCUUAGUUUGAGCGCUGCCCUCAACGCUCCUGUACAGAACACUGACUUCGGUGUCUUCCGCAUGUGAUGACAAUUUACAGACAGUUAUUAUAAAUAGAUAUCAUGAUCAUGAAAUUCAGAGUAUUUUGAUGCUCGUUAUGUUGAGGAUCAUUGUGAAGCGAGUCGGCAAAUGUCAGCAGAUAAUCGCAUGGACUUGUAGGGGGCACUAACAAUUUGAGAAAUAAGGGAAAUCGCCAAUUUGUUUGUCUUACAGACAAAUCUCAGUGUACAUUCACUUUAAUCUUUAACCACGGUCCACAUCACACGUGUACAUGUACAGCAUGCGUGUUCAAUCUUUACUGUGCAUCAAGUUUGCUUGAAGAUAUAUUUGUUAUCCCACUCGCGCUUGUGGAAUGCAGAAAAUGUAGUGGGUUUGUGUUCCAUAUCUUCGACCGGGUGGCAUAUGGGACACAGACUCACUACAUUAUUCCGUAUUCCACUCACGCUCGUGAAGUAUCUAAAGUGUACCUUAUCAACGGCUAUUUUGAAAAAUAGCGGACACAGUGCUUCUGCCAUUGGGUAGAUCUGGGGAAGAGGGUUGCUGUAUGUAGAAAGUUUCCUUUUUUCCAGGUGCUAGUUUUUGUUUGUAUAGUUAGAAACUGGAGAAUUUGAAUUGCCAGACACGCACAAUCACCAAGUGUGUUCAGCUUCCAUAGGAACAAGCAACACAAAUAUCAGGGAGAAGACCGUGCCAACAACAUGUGCACCCCUCCCAUGCUACACGAUAUGCUACAACAUAUGCUACAACCGCACUCAUCAUGUGUAUGUGCACACUGGUACUUUGUAGGUCUUUUGUCAGAAACUUGGCUGCGCAAUAGCAGUUUUGUUUGGGAAUAAAAAGGAGCAGGCUUCACGGAUCAGCUGUUAGUAAUUGCACAACUUACACACACACACAAAAAGGACCAACAUUGACAAGUGGUUGCAUGAUCACACAUGAUGGUUAAUACUGUUUUAAUACCUAAAACAUCGGUUUCAGUUGGAUUUUUUUAAAUUAUUGAAAACAUUAAAGCACACAAGAAAAAAAAAAUGUUUUGAAUACAGCAAGAAAACUGACCAAUAGAAAUGGCAUAUACAUUACAGUAGUCAUGUACUCAAUACAAUCUGAGUCAUCUAGGGGUACUUGUACUUUCAAAAUGCAGAGAGACAUAAAGGAUUUGUAGUUAAGUUCAUAUUUUGUCCUUUGUUUUUUCCUUUAAUCACUCUGAGAACUUGUUCUUGCAGUUCAUUAUCAAAUUGGGUACUUUAACACAUUUCCUGAUUACUUUAGAGCAGAUCAGUGGUUGUAAAAACUUGAGACUUGUAACACAACUGUCCCGAACAGAUAGAAACUGUAUUGGUUUUAUAAGCUAUUUUUUUGUGUCAAUAAUAUGCCAUUUUCGAUAUUCCUUCUUUUUUACUGAAGUACUAAGUAAUCUCAAUUUCAGACCAAGUUGGAUGCAUAUUUUGUUCAAUCUAAACUUAAUAUGACAGUAUUUAUAACAAAUUCUGUCUAGAAUUGAUUCAAGUCUGAGAAUUGCCCAUGUCUAUCAUACAGCUGGUAUCCUUGGUGGUUUCUAUCAGUGCAAAAGGAGUGCACUCCUGAUAACCAGACCACUAAAUUAGUCUAGCAAAUACGACACAUUAUUGUGUUAUUAAUAUGUACCUCUAUGCUUGGGCAUUGUUUUAGCAUGGGUUGAAGUAACAUACGUCAGACUUGAACCAAGUCUACUUUUCUUUAAAUUUAACUAACUAGAAAGUAUAGAAUUCUAAAAUCCUGAGUCCCAAACUGUGGGAAACAUUUCUACAUGGAAGCUUCAACAGUUUUCUCUAUUGCUUGAAGGAAACUUACUGGAUGGUUUGUAAAGUACCUGUACAACAAUAAAUUCCCGAUAAUGCUUAUCUGUGAUGACGUACUUUCAUCUCA
Patiria miniata (bat star) is the source of this 3567-nucleotide messenger RNA. RefSeq names its product methylcrotonoyl-CoA carboxylase beta chain, mitochondrial-like. Gene Ontology annotation, molecular function: methylcrotonoyl-CoA carboxylase activity. NCBI's taxonomy places the organism in Eukaryota, Metazoa, Echinodermata, Asteroidea, Valvatida, Asterinidae. Gene Ontology annotation, biological process: L-leucine catabolic process. The transcript has 15 exons. Gene Ontology annotation, cellular component: mitochondrion; methylcrotonoyl-CoA carboxylase complex. The coding region runs from base 1 to 1692 and encodes 563 amino acids. The record is from RefSeq and is a predicted model, not a curated record.